AUGCGACUGCUCCAAUUCCCUCUGGGUGAUGUUGUUCAUCCACAAUGGAAUAUCACUGCAGUGUCGUGCUUCGACAAGGCACCGCCUGUCAACAAGCCUGACCUUUGCCGCCCUCUACCUCCCAAGGAUUUCAUCACAGACCUCUGGAAUGCAUUACCCAACAUGCUUGCUCAUAGAAAGCACUCCAUUAGGUGUUGGCAUUACAUGGACGUACCUUCACCUCUCUGGGUGAUUCCGCUAUGGGAGCAGUUGCACUGCAUGCACACUGCAAAGAAACAAUGGAUUGGAGCAGAUGUCUGGCUUCACAGUCAAGUGGAGAAAGGUCAAGCUGCCUGCAACUGUAGAUCUACCUUGACCCUUGCACUUCUUUUGUCCAAUGAUUGGCUUUCUGAGGCAGUCGUUGACAUCAUGACUGCUUGCCUCGUCUCUUGGUUGCCCAAGGAACGACCCGACAUUCUCAUCAUGAAUACUAGCUUCACUGAUGCGAUCUGCUCUGUGCGUAAUAUCGCAUCCUAUGACAGUCUGCUGCACAAGGGGCUGCGCGACCUUGAAGAGAGCAUCAAGAAUUACAGGAUUAUGUACACUCCCAUUCAUCUCCAUACCGAGGAGCAUUACGUCGCAUUCUCGAUAAACUUUGAGACAAAAUCUUUCAGUUAUGCAUGGCAUCCAGAAGGACCGGUCUUCGUGUGGGCUGUUCAUGAUGAACACCAUCGAGCAUCAUGUUCAUUAUUUUAUCCUAGGCAUGUAGCAGAUCUUCAGCGUGCAAAGGAAAAAGAGGAGAAGGCCAAGUGGGAUAAGGCCUACCUCAAAGAAAGGGUCGAGCGAGAGCGGGCUGAGAAGCAAGCUAAACUUGAGAAGGAGAAGCAGGCUGAACUUGAGAAGGAGAGGCAGGCUGAGAUCAAAACGAUCGAUGAUCCUACUGCAACGCUUUCUGGUUUGCCCUACGAUGAUGAUGACGGCAUGAACACUGACAUGUCCUAUGGUUGUACCGUGACACACUCCAUGUCGCCUCGACACCACCCCCCCGUUGCUAUAGAGGUCGACAACGAUGAAGGGCGGCUUAACCACAACCCCUCACCCCCUCAAAAGGCAAGGCAUAUUAUUCCCGUCAUCAUCAGCCUCUUUCUCCAAGGUACUCUCCACGUCGUCGUCAUUGAUCACCAUCUCCACUUGAACCUCUCAACCCUAGAGGACAUUACCAACGGUCUUGGUGCUACAAGACUUCUUCAAGGGCUUGCUCACACUCUCCUUAUCGUGUCCCAUCAUUAUGUCAUCGUUUCCAAACAACUCAUGCCCAACUCAUUUUUAACGUCCGUAGUACCAUCCGCCAUUGCUACCCCCCCGUCGUAUUCUAUCACUGGCUAUCCAAUGCAAGUCUUGUCUCUCCCUGGCCCUUCCAGUACCUCGUUACAACUGUCACUUCCUCCACCUCUGAGAUCGGUUGCAGGCUUCGACAGGUUCAGUGGGCCCCCUUCCAAUAACAACAAGACUCGCUGGAUUAUACACUGUAAAUUUGGUAUCUCCAUCUGA
Messenger RNA from Suillus paluster, 1530 nucleotides. RefSeq lists its product as uncharacterized. The record is from RefSeq and is a predicted model, not a curated record. The transcript is spliced from 9 exons. NCBI's taxonomy places the organism in Eukaryota, Fungi, Basidiomycota, Agaricomycetes, Boletales, Suillaceae. Bases 1 to 1530 code for a protein of 509 amino acids.